AUGUAUCCUAUUCAACAUGCUGUUGCUAAUAAUAACCUUCAAAUGGUAUUAUUCUUGCUCGAUCAUCAAGUAAAUCCAGAACCUCCAUCAAAAUAUAAAUAUUCUCCAAUUCAGAUUGCUAUGAUGAAAAAUAACUCUUCAAUUGUUGAUUUAUUCAAACAGAAAGGAUGUGACUACAACAAAAAGAAUUUCGAAUAUAAAUUGGUUGAAGACAAAAAUGUCAAAGCACUUGAACGUCUUUUCAAGGGUGGUCUUGAUAUAAAUAAGGAAACAUCAGUAGUUGUAAAUGGAACAAGGUACGGACAAACUCUCCUUUUACAUGCAUGCGAAAUUGGAGCAUUUGAUGUAAUGAAAUUCUUAAUUGAUCAUGGAGCAAAAAUUUCAAGUUAUUGCUUCCCAUUUGCUGCUUAUGGAGAAGAACUGGAUGCAUUAAAGUACCUCGUUGAAAAAGGUGCUGAUAUAAAUGCAGAUUCACCAUAUGGAAAUGCAUAUCAAAUAUCCAUUCUCAAGUUGGAUGGAUACAUUCAAAAAUAUUUGGAUUCUAUUGGAUGUAAAAAGUCAGCUCCAACAAAAGAAUUGAAGAAAUUCUAUAAGAAGUUGGAAAUAGAAGAGACAAAAGAAUUCGCUAUCCACUUAAAACACUCGAUUCCAAUGCGUCCAUACUAUUAA
Trichomonas vaginalis G3 is the source of this 669-nucleotide messenger RNA. Its product is annotated as Ankyrin repeat family. Lineage: Eukaryota; Parabasalia; Trichomonadida; Trichomonadidae. The transcript has a single exon. The record is from RefSeq and is a predicted model, not a curated record. Gene Ontology annotation, molecular function: protein binding. Bases 1 to 669 code for a protein of 222 amino acids.